GCGCUCCAUUCCUCUCCCUCCCCGAUAGGACCACCAGAGGAGAUGGAGCUAUGGUGCUGAGAACACAACAACGAAAGAAAAAAAGAGGACAGUGACAUAAUAACUGGGAGAAAUAGAAUAUAAGAGGAGAUAGAGUGAAGAGGGGAAUCUGGGGCAGAAACACAUUAGUUAUACACAUUAAUAUCGGCAGGCUGGAUCAAGAGAACGUGAAAAAGGUUUGGAGAAAAAUACAAAAGAAGAAGCCAGAGAGCGGAGCGAGGUGAAGGAUGACAGAGCAGCUUGCCCCGUCCUGAGAUCACCUCCUCCUCCCUCUCCUCACCCCUCCUCUGACGCCAUCACCCCCCUUCCCCCCAUCACUUUCCUCCCUCACCCUCUCCUCCCUCUCCCUCUCUGUGGUUAAACUAGACUUGAUGACCAGUCCUGACCAGAUUCUACUCCCAUCGCAACCCUCUGGAAUCUCUCUCAGCGUUCUGACUCUGGCAGUCUAUUGACCACGUUUAGAUAUUCUCUCCAGGAGAAGACAGGAAGGAAUUAGAAGAAAGGGGAAGUUUGUGUUUUUCUGGACAACUAACGAGUCUCUGCCAUCUCUUUUCUGUAAGGACUGACCUUUCCUUUCAGAAGGAAGGACCUACGACAUCCAGAAGACAUUUUCAGAACAAAAAAACACUUUAACACGGAAAGAAGACAUUUUAACGAGGAGGACAUUUUAAUGAGGAGGACAUUUUAACGAGGAGGACAUUUUAACGAGGAGGACAUUUUAACGAGGAGGACAUUUUAACACCAACAGAGCAUUUCAACAAAAGAUCAAGACAUUUUUUAAGAUUCUCACGGACCGUCUCUGUUAAUUUUUUUGUAACUCUCUGUUCAUUCACUUCUGUUGGACUCUCUGUCCUGUACAUUUCUCUGAGAGUGUCAGUCGGUCCAUCCAGCCCAGCAAUGCAGGUGUCUAUAGCAUGUACGGACCCCCACAUGAAACGUGGAAAUGGGGACCACAAGAAUACCUCCAGCCCGGGCAAUGCAGCCCGGGCCAAGUUCAGAACUGUGGCCAUCAUAGCACGCAGCUUUGGGGCGUUUGCACCCCGACACCACAUCUCCCUCAAAGAGUCCACGGGGAAACUGACUGGCAUGAAAUACAGGAACCUGGGGAAAUCAGGACUUAGAGUGUCGUGUUUGGGACUGGGUACCUGGGUAACGUUUGGUGGUCAGAUUACAGACGAGGUGGCUGAGCAACUGAUGACCAUGGCGUAUGAGAGUGGAGUCAACCUGUUUGACACAGCGGAGGUGUACGCUGCUGGAAAAGCUGAAGUCAUAUUGGGUAACAUCAUCAAGAAGAAGUGCUGGAGACGAUCAAGUCUGGUCAUCACUACCAAGCUGUACUGGGGAGGAAAAGCAGAGACUGAGAGAGGCCUUUCAAGGAAACACAUUAUUGAAGGUCUGAAGGGCUCCCUCCAGAGGUUGCAGCUGGAAUACGUAGACGUGGUCUUCGCAAACCGCCCCGACACCAACACACCCAUGGAGGAGAUUGUGAGAGCCAUGACUUAUGUGAUCAACCAGGGGAUGUCCAUGUACUGGGGGACUUCUCGAUGGACAGCCAUGGAGAUCAUGGAGGCGUACUCUGUGGCCAGACAGUUUAACCUGAUCCCUCCGGUGUGUGAGCAGGCUGAGUACCAUCUCUUCCAGAGGGAGAAGGUGGAGGUCCAGCUUCCAGAACUCUACCACAAGAUAGGUGUCGGGGCGAUGACGUGGUCUCCGCUGGCCUGUGGCAUCAUCACGGGGAAGUACCAGAACGGCAUCCCAGAAACCUCCAGGGCUUCCAUGAAGUCGUACCAGUGGUUAAAGGAGAAGAUAGUGAGUGAGGAUGGGAGGAAACAGCAAGCGAAGCUGAAGGAGCUGGGACACAUCGCUGAGAAGCUGGGCUGUACUCUCCCACAGCUGGCCGUGGCCUGGUGUUUGAGGAACGAAGGGGUGAGCUCAGUCCUCCUGGGAUCCUCCAGUCCAGAGCAGCUAACAGAGAACCUGGGUUCCAUACAGUUCCUUCCAAAAAUGACGUCUCAUGUGGUGUCGGACAUCGAUCACAUACUGGGGAACAAGCCGUACAGUAAGAAGGAGUAUCGCUCCUAGACACCCAGGAGGAAGCAGAACCACUACUGUACAACCACUGUGGAUCCAGUUCCACCAACCAUCUGGGCUCAGCCUCCAUGGGGUUUCAGCUCAGUCUAAUCCCAGCCUAGUUCAGGCCUGCUCUGCUCAGCCCCAGCUUUCUUAGCCCAGUGUAACCAAGCUUAGUUCAGCCUAACCAAGCUCACCCUCUGCCUAGGCCAGCUUUCAGCCCAGCUUUCAGCUCAGCUUACUCUUAUCAGUAGAUUCUCUGACUCCUGAGUUUAUUAACCAUGUAGAUGCAUGCUUCCCCUCUCUGGUGUGCCUGGACUUUCUCUUCAUAAGCACAUUAUACAAAACAACACAGAAGGGGGUUAAUACUAUAAAUAUAUCGUAAGCUUCUUCUACAAUUCAUUUUGAAAACAAACUCCUCUCUCCAGCCAGUCUACUGUAUUUGACACUUGUUUGACCUUUGCAAAGCAGAGCACCCUGGGACAUUAAGUUUCAGUGACAGGGGUUUGUUGUCUGCGAGGGGUAGACUGUGCAUGUUGUCGCCCCCCUCUGGUCGUAUAAGGUACUGCUAUGGAGUAUCUUUAAUAGAUUCUCUGCGAGAGAGAUAUGGAAAAUCUCAAUUGCAUUUCCUUGGGAGAAUCUCAAUCGCACACUCCUCGUGUCCUCUCUCCUCGCGUCCUCUCUCCUCGCCUCUUUCGCAAAACCCGUUGGUGGAGAAGAUCAGAGGGGAGGGACCUCUGGGUUUCUCAUCCAAUUGGUUUUGAGGAGGAGGAGAGAGGAUGCGAGGAGUCAAGGAAAGGCAACAGAGACUGGUCUCACAGGUGGUCUCCUGUGCUGUACUGGGUACUGUCUGUUUGCAGCCAUAGAGGAUACUCCUGCCUCUGAAUUGAACCUGCAUCGUUGAUUGCUGAUGUGAAUCAGGGAUAGCACAAGCAACUCUGUGACACGACCUCCCACCAGACCAAUGUUACCCGCUGGCGUUGCUUGUUUCAGUGAUAAUGCGAAAGUUAGGUGAAGUAUUUAGAGAAAUUAUAAAGGUAUAUAUUUAUUCUAUAAUAGUAUGUGAAAAUAAAUUUCUUCUGCGUGUUUUAAAUGUUUUGUCUUUCAAGGGUGUCUCUAUUUUAAACUUCACGGGGAAAACCUUGUAACAUAAACAGAACCAACCUCAAGCCCCCUUUUCAUGCAGAUUCAAAUAAAGCAUUCUCUAAAUAAUCUGUAAGUAUUGUGUAAAUAGUGUUCCACUGUUUCUCCUCUGUCAGCAGAACCAUACAUUCAUGGUCGUUUGGGCCUGAUACCAGUCCUCCUCCGCUCCUGGGUUUUACCCAUUUAGCUUAGGCUACUUUUCUUUCAAAUAGACACAAGGUGGAUUUAACAUUUUAUAAAUAACUCAUUAUGGGAUGAAUGAACAAUGACUUGCUUCGAUGGCUUGCUUGGCAGAUGGUUAAGUCCUACCACAGGAGCUGGUUAAGUCCUACCACAGGAGCUGGCUGGCACCUCGCUGGGGCACCUCGCUAGGGCAGCAAGUAGCCUAGUGGUUAGAGUAUCGGGCCAGUAACUGAAAGGAUGCUGGUUCAAAUACCCAAGCCGUCAAGGUGAAACAUCUGUCAAUGUGCUCUUGAGCAAGGCACUUAACCUUAAUUUGCUGGGGGGGGGGGCUCAUAAUAAUGGCUGGAAUGGUAUUGAACUCCAUGUGUUUGAUUUCACUCUUUUCCAGACAUUAUUAUAAGCCUUCCUCCCCUCAGCAGCCUCCUGUCACACCAUCCUACAGAUUGUGUUUAACCUGUUCAUCAAUAUUUAGUGUGAAGUUCAUGAUAACGUCCAGCCUUCUCGCUUACAGAUGGUUGCUGUAUGUGAUGGUUUGCUUACACUUACUGGAAUCAAUCCGUAUCGCAGAUCUGUUAUAGCUCAAUUUAAAUGCAACGUUACUGCAUUCAUGGUAACCGCUGCAUGUUGGAGCAAUCUGAAUUUACCUUUUUAGACUGCUCUUCCCCGAUAAGGAUCGAAUCCAGCACUAACAGAGAUCAAUAGUUAAUGAUAGCUAUAUUUCAAUCGGAUGACUCUCCUAUACCUACAGUUGGAUGGUGGCCAGUGAUCAGAUUGGGACCAGCCUUUUCAGUGUGCAGUGAUGCAGAGUGCCUUGAUAUGAGCCCUGCUAACCGAACACAGGUGCCCAGCCCCAAAUUAACCCCGUCACCCUCAUCCAUUUAAUGAAAGUAUUGGAAUAGGUAUAGACAACGUUAUAAUAGCUCAGAUCUACUCAAGCGCACAGAGUAAAAGGCAAGAGUGGGUUUGAGAUUUGGGUUUCCUGAGUGUGGCAAUGGGUCUGGUCCCAUUCCCUUGACCCUAUCACCUAGCUCUGAAAGGUCGGUGUGAUCUCUGAACAUAAAGGGCAAGAAGCUAGUGGAUCAAAUGGAACGAGGCCGCCAGGAAUGCCACAUGAACUCCCCCAGUUCUACUGACAAUAUACACUGUGUUAUACAGUAUUUAAGUUACCAGGCCGUUAUAAGUGUUUUCUACAGUACGUAAUGUUAUCAGGAGAGAAUUUACCAACUAUAUUACUGACAAACAGUGUCUCUCUAUCCAGAUUCAUGUUAUUUCCUAUCCUGUCAUGAGAACAGUGACCUCUGUAUAUUUCCUAUAUCAAUUAGUAUGACACUUCCAUUAAUAAAUGUAUAAUGCCAAUGAUGAAUUCUAUGGGUGUUUCAUUCUUGGAAAUGGAAAUAAAUGGUUUGAAAUUU
Messenger RNA from Oncorhynchus gorbuscha (pink salmon), 4847 nucleotides. RefSeq names its product voltage-gated potassium channel subunit beta-1-like. Gene Ontology annotation, cellular component: juxtaparanode region of axon; membrane; voltage-gated potassium channel complex. The record is from RefSeq and is a predicted model, not a curated record. Gene Ontology annotation, molecular function: potassium channel regulator activity; voltage-gated potassium channel activity; transmembrane transporter binding. Gene Ontology annotation, biological process: negative regulation of delayed rectifier potassium channel activity; potassium ion transport; transmembrane transport. Bases 937 to 2121 code for a protein of 394 amino acids. Lineage: Eukaryota; Metazoa; Chordata; Actinopteri; Salmoniformes; Salmonidae. The transcript has 14 exons.